This is a messenger RNA of Solanum dulcamara, 1078 nucleotides long. RefSeq names its product psbP-like protein 1, chloroplastic. Bases 159 to 896 code for a protein of 245 amino acids. Gene Ontology annotation, cellular component: photosystem II oxygen evolving complex; extrinsic component of membrane; photosystem II. The transcript is spliced from 9 exons. Lineage: Eukaryota; Viridiplantae; Streptophyta; Magnoliopsida; Solanales; Solanaceae. The record is from RefSeq and is a predicted model, not a curated record. Gene Ontology annotation, biological process: photosynthesis. Gene Ontology annotation, molecular function: calcium ion binding.
UUGAGAUUUGAGAGGGAGAUAUUGGAUGAUGUGAAGAUUGCAUAAACUGAAACCAACUGUCUUCUUCUCCAGGUAAGCGCGUGGCAAAGACGCUCCUUCAUCGGUACUUCACCGGUACCGACAUUGUACGGCAACGUUUUUGAUUAGGAUUUUGAGAGAUGGUGUUAGUGCAAAAGUGGACUACCCCGUAUCAUGCGUACUUGCCAAAUGUAUCAUCUCAGGUGGAUGUGAUGCAUCAACUGGGGUGGUUUAGGAAUGGUCACAACCUUAGGGCUCCUGGAUGUAUUAUCAGGUCAGAGAAUGUGACCGAAACUUCCACUUCCUCUUGCCAAGAUAGACUUGGGAGGCGUCAAUUUCUUGCUGUGGGACCAACAGUUGCCCCGUUGCUGCUGAUGACUUCUCAGAUACCAACAUCAUUUGCUGCAGAAAAUAAGAAGGGAUUUCUGCCUGUCACAGACAAGAAGGAUGGAUACUCUUUCCUCUAUCCUUUUGGAUGGCAGGAAGUCGUUGUUGAAGGUGAAGAUAAAGUUUUCAAAGAUGUUAUUGAACCAUUAGAAAGUGUUAGCGUAAAUUUGGUACCAAGCAGUAAAGAGGACAUACGAGAUUUUGGUUCACCACAACAGGUUGCUGAAAUUUUAAUAAAAAAGUUUUUAGCGUCGCCUUCUCAGAAAACAAAACUAUUUGAAGCAUCAGAGCGUGUCGUUGAUGGAAAAACCUAUUACACGUUCGAGUUUACUGCACAAGCCCCAAAUUAUACUCGGCAUGCCCUCACUGCAGUCUGCAUUGGCAAUGGAAAGUUCUAUACAUUGACAACUGGGGCAAAUGAGAGGAGAUGGGGGAAGAUGAAGGAUAGACUACAUACUGUGGUUGAUUCCUUCCAAAUUUUCAAUGUUUAGUAUACUUCAAUAGCACGGUUCUUUUUGUUGUUAAAAUCCCAGUUUUCAUCUUUAUAUAACUAAUUGAGGUUGUAUAAUGAAUGUAGAUAUGAGUAUUGUGCUUAUUCUCAGCCACUGCUUGUCAAAAUAACAGUACGGAUUUUAUAGCAGCAGCCUUUGUAGAAUACUCUGUUCUAUUUCAA